CUGGUCCCCUGUGGGAAUCGAACCCACAACCCUGGCACUGCAAGCACCAUGCUCUAUCAACUGAGCGGAAUACAGAGUACACGCCAGAUGUAGUGGGGUAUACACAUACCAAAUUAUUAUAUGCCGUAUUAGUACAUGGCUGGAUUGAUACACAGUGACCUCUAGUGGUGAUGUUAUAUAUUGCAGCUACCUCAGGAAAUGUAUAUAUUACUCAGUGUCAUCACUGUCUUUUCAUCUGUCCUUUCACUAGACAUGAAAUGGUAUUGAACUGAAAUGGGGGAGUUGUAUUAGUUGAGCAAGAUCAAUCAUACUUACGCCCACUUUUAAUAUAGACAAAGUUACUUAUCUUACUGAAGAAUUAAACUUUUUAUUAAACUAUUAUUUCCAUGUACUGUAACUUGUCUGCUAAUGGCCACGCUGUGUAGUUUAACAUAUCCUGGUUGUCAUAUCAGAUAAUAAGGUAGUGAUUAGUAUCACAAGUAUUUGAUAGAAGAGAAAGGGAGAGGAUAAUAUGAUACCUUGGAUCCACUAUCUCAGUUUCCACAGCAACCGGUAUUAAAUAACAUGCACUCUGUGGCGGACUUUGAACUGGCAGGCAGAUGGGUGUGGAGACAGGUGAGGUAAGCCAGUUGCAUUCCAGGAAGAGAGAUCUCUGACUACAGACAUGGUAAGAAAAAACAAUUGAAUUGUUUUGUGUUUCCUAAUUUCUGUACAUGUUUAGGCCAAUUCAUGGUGUAUUGUGUUUUUCCUCAGGCUAAAUUCCUGUCAGGAACUCAGAUCAACGAGUUCAAGGAAUGUUUCUCCUUGUACGACAAGAAGCGCAAGGGGAAGAUUGAAGCCAAGGACCUGAUCACAGUUAUGCGCUGUCUGGGGACGAGUCCCACCUUCGGUGAGAUCGACCGACACCUGCAGAUCCACAAGAUAGAUAAGAAGGGCGAGCUAGACUUCUCCACCUUCCUGACCAUGAUGCACCGGCAGAUCCAGCAGGAGGACCCCAAGGCGGAGAUCCUGGAGGCCAUGAGGAUGACGGACAAGCAGAAGAAGGGCUACGUCCUGGCCUCGGAGCUCCGGGCCAAGCUCACCAAGCUAGGAGAGAAGCUCACUGAUAAAGAAGUGGACGAGCUGUUCAGAGAAGCCAACGUGAAGUCUAAUGGCAAGGUGCACUAUGAGGAGUUCACCAGGAUGGUGACACUACCGUCAGUGGAUUACUGAGGGACAGGACAGGAG
Molecule: messenger RNA, 1227 nt
Organism: Salvelinus namaycush (lake trout)
Lineage: Eukaryota; Metazoa; Chordata; Actinopteri; Salmoniformes; Salmonidae
Product: calmodulin-like protein 4
Exons: 4
Coding region: 730-1212 (160 amino acids)
Cellular component (GO): myosin II complex
Molecular function (GO): calcium ion binding
Source: RefSeq, a predicted model, not a curated record